CGCCCGAGCUCCGUCACCGGGAAUCCGAGCUCAACGCGACAACGACGAUGGUCUAUUACCUCUGGCUUUUUGGCCUUCUCGGUCCUUCGGGAACGAGGGAUGGAAUGAACCUGGGAGCGUGCCGGAGCGGUGCCAAAACAUCUGCCACGAGAGGGAAACAGGAAUGGGCGAUGACACGUCAACGCAGGUACGUCCACGUUUCGGCCGGGCCUUUGGGGGGAGGGGGGCGAGAGGACUUUUGACGGGCUCAGAACUAUACGUCGCACAAACAAGACAACGAGCGCACCUGUGCCGGCCCGAAGUGACGAGUGCUGGGUCGCGCUCAGCGCAUGUUCUGCCGCAGGAUCUGUGUCCGGCCGUAGACGCCUCUAGGUCCACCUCGAUCGCGUUGCUGGCCCUGCUCGUAGCAUUACGGUGGAUUCAGGGCGAGGUUGCAAUAUCGGUCAUGUCGUACGACAUUGACCCGAGCGACUCGGGGGAGAAAUAUCGCUUAUACAUAGUAUGGCAUGGGAUGGCACGUACGAGAAAAGAAAAGAAGGGGGAAAAAAACAAGCCAGCCAGACUGACUCAUCACCAGCGCGGCCCAUUCCCCAAGCUCGACUUCUGUCACACACGCGUACACACACGCGUACACACACACCCAUCCCCACCCCCUUCUCCUACCAAAAGCUCAGUAGAGCCCGUCUGUCAGGGUAGUUACCAAGCCUCAUGGAAGCGUCCACGUUUUGCCCAGGAGCAUACGCAUAUUGAGAAGCGAAUCAAAUCUAAGUUGGAGGCUAUAAAAAAUAAAAUACAAAGUGGUGAGGCUGCAGAAUCGAACAAGAAUCGAAUAACGGUGGGGGGAAUAACGAGCGUCUGGGGGACGACAUAGACAGAAAAAAAACAAGAUACAAAACAAGCAGAGGACGUCAUCGUCGAUGCUAAUCCAUGCACGCAUCGCCAUGUAUGCAGAAUGCUUCCCUUAGCCAUCUCCCCAAAUCCCUCUUUUUUUAAUACCCGCAAGACGCCGUAUUCAGCCUUCACAACCAGCGACUCCUGCCCGCGGCGACUCGCGAUCAAAUCGAUCCCCGCGGCGCAUCGAGAGCAACACUCGAGACCCCGAGGACAAGCGCGGAAGACUCUGCAUGGCUGCAGAACGAUGACUGUUGUCCAGAAAGAACGUUGAGAAAGCAAAACAAAUAUGAAGGCCGUAUAUUGCGUAAUCGGAAUGUCUCUGUGUGUGUGUGUGUGUGUGUGUCUGGAUGUGUAUGUGCUUGUGCCCCAAGUCUAAUGUUGUGUCAUAAGUCGAGAUAUAAGCGAGCAGAUUGAGAAGAAAAAAGCUGAAGU
Molecule: messenger RNA, 1326 nt
Organism: Colletotrichum navitas
Lineage: Eukaryota; Fungi; Ascomycota; Sordariomycetes; Glomerellales; Glomerellaceae
Exons: 1
Coding region: 164-871 (235 amino acids)
Source: RefSeq, a predicted model, not a curated record